CCGUGGCCUUCCUGCUGCUCUUUCGGAGACAUCCAGGCUGCAGAAGAUGGGGUCUCACCGUCUGACGUCCUGUCCCCAGGGCUUGGUGACCUUCCCUGAUGUGGCCGUGAGCUUCUCCCCAGAGGAGUGGAGGUGCCUGGACGUCUCUCAAAGGAAGCUCUACAGAGAUGUGAUGCUGGAUACCUAUGAGCACCUUCAGACAAUAGCAGGGUAUUUUGGGGUAAAGCCUGCGCUAAUCUCCUGGUUAGAAGGAGGAAUCCUGGGGAGGCCGCCACGAAGCCUGUUUGCCGAACUCAAGCCAGAAAUCCAUCCUUGUCCCUUCUGCUCUCUCAUCUUCUCCAGUCAGAACUUGCUCAAUCGUCACAUGAAACGAAGUCAUCCCUCUUGGAUCCUCCUGGAAACAUCUGAAAGAAAGCAACCUCAGUCAGAGAAUUUCUCUCCAUGUGAUCAGAACCAAUGGUGGCAACAUUCUGAUCUAUAUAAUGACAAACCAAAGAAUGACAUACUUGAAAGUCCAAAGCACCGAGAAAGUUCCAUACAUCCAGCAAAUAGGAGGCUUGAAAGAAUUUCAGCAGACUUUUCUAAACUAUUUAGUGGUCAAAUUGAUAGCUCUAGUAUACAGAUGGCAAUAGACAAAGACAUUAACAUAGACCUGAAAGAAAAUCCAAAGGACACAGGUGGAGUAGUUCCUGAGAUAGUCUUGCCAAUAAUUUUAAGUGACCAGUAUGUAAGGCCUGGGCAAGGCUUCAAUGAUGGGUUGAAUCUCAUCACACAUCAAAUGACUCAAACAAGGGAGAAACCCCAUGUUUGCAGGGAAUGUGGGCAAGGCUUCAGUGUGAGGUCGAAUCUCAUCAGACACCAGAGGAUACACACAGGGGAGAAGCCCCAUGUUUGCAGAGAGUGUGGGCGUGGCUUCAGUGAGAGGUCAGUUCUUAUCAGACACCAGAGGAUGCACACAGGGGAAAAGCCCCAUAUUUGCAGGGAGUGUGGGCAUAGCUUCAGU
Molecule: messenger RNA, 1003 nt
Organism: Suncus etruscus (white-toothed pygmy shrew)
Lineage: Eukaryota; Metazoa; Chordata; Mammalia; Eulipotyphla; Soricidae
Product: zinc finger protein 133-like
Exons: 5
Biological process (GO): negative regulation of transcription by RNA polymerase II
Molecular function (GO): zinc ion binding; DNA-binding transcription repressor activity, RNA polymerase II-specific
Source: RefSeq, a predicted model, not a curated record